Messenger RNA from Aspergillus tubingensis, 1848 nucleotides. RefSeq names its product GMC family oxidoreductase. Gene Ontology annotation, biological process: secondary metabolite biosynthetic process. Gene Ontology annotation, molecular function: flavin adenine dinucleotide binding; oxidoreductase activity, acting on CH-OH group of donors. NCBI's taxonomy places the organism in Eukaryota, Fungi, Ascomycota, Eurotiomycetes, Eurotiales, Aspergillaceae. The record is from RefSeq and is a predicted model, not a curated record. The coding region runs from base 1 to 1848 and encodes 615 amino acids. The transcript is spliced from 3 exons.
AUGCGCAUCGUGCUCAAAGCUAGCUUGGGGGCAGUACUAAUUGCCUCCGCCCACGCGCUGGGACAAAGGCCUCUGGGGUCCUCAUUUGGUGUUCCUGGUACCAAUGCAACGUUCGACUACAUCGUGGUAGGAGGUGGAACCGCGGGUUUGACACUGGCCACGCGACUAGCCGAGCAGCAGAACGGCUCGGUGGCUGUCAUAGAAGCAGGAGGUUUCUACGAGAUUGACAAUGGUAAUCUAAGCCAGGUCCCUGCCAGUGCCGGAGAAUACAGUGGUCCAUCUCCAUCUGACUGGCAACCUUUGAUUGACUGGGGAUAUGUCACUACCCCGCAAGAGGGACUUUACGAUGCACAGGUACACUACCCACAGGGUAAGUGCCUGGGAGGCGGUUCCGCCCGCAAUAGAAUGGUAUUCCACAGGGGCACAAAAGGGGCGUAUCAGAAAUGGGCGGAUGCGGUGAACGAUGACAGCUUCACUUUCGACAACCUGCUGCCCUUCUUUGAAAAAAGCUUACACUUCACCCCGCCGGAUCAAUCCCUGCGUUUAGCCAACACCACCCCUUGGUAUGAUGCUAGCGUGCUGGGCACUGGCGCGGGUCCACUGUCUGUGACCUACUCCCACUACGCCCAGGCCUUUACUUCGUGGGCUCUUCAGGGAGUGAAGAGUGUGGGAUUGUCAAUGAUUCCCGGAUUCCAGAGUGGCUCGCUACUGGGCUCGGGGUAUACUCUGCUAACCAUUAACGCUUCCACGAUGCUGCGGGAGUCAUCCGAGACAGCGUUCUUGAGGAGUGCCCUGAGUCGCCCCAACUACCAGGUCUAUCAGUCUACCCGGGCUACGCGGAUCCUCUUCGAUGGUGGUCAACGGGCAACAGCCGUGAUGGUGGAGACCGGGGGAUUUACCUACCAGUUGAACGCGACCAAAGAGAUCAUUCUCUCCGCAGGGGCCUUUGGCUCACCACAAUUACUGAUGGUAUCUGGUGUUGGGCCUGCUGAGGUUCUCAGCCCACUGGGUAUUCCUGUAGUGGCUGACCGGGCAGGCGUCGGCCAAAAUCUCCAGGACCAAGUCUUGUCGUUUGUGGCGCGCCCUGUUAAUGUGGUUACAGAGUCUGCGAUGAAUUCCCCGGACACACAGGCCGAGGCAGCACAGCAAUUUGACGAGAUGGCAGCUGGACCCUAUACCAGCCCCGGAAUUGAGGCCCUGGCGUGGGAAAAAAUCCCCCAUGAUCUGCGGGUGCAGUUGUCCAACGAUACCCGAGAGUUCCUUGACCAGUAUCCGUCGGACUGGCCCGAGAUUGAGUAUGUUCUGAUGGCAGGGUAUAGAGGGGGGAGGGAAGAUGGAAUACAGGAGCCUGAUGAUGAUUUGAACUACGCCUCCAUUGUGUUUGGCCUUGCAAUAUCGCAGUCCCGUGGCAACGUGACAAUCACCUCCAGGGAUGUUGCCGUCCCGCCUCUAAUCAACCCAAACUGGCUCACUGCAUCGGCAGACAUUGAGAUUAUGGUAGCAGGCCUCAAGCGGGCGCGGCAGUUCUGGCAAACAAGUGGCCUCAAUCCGGUGGUAAUUGGCCCGGAAGCGUUUCCGGGAGAUUCAGUUGAGACCGACUCGGAGAUUGAAGUCACUGUCAGGCGCAAUGCCAAUUCCAUCUCGCAUGCCUCGUGCACGUGUGCUAUGGGAACUGCUGACGAUCCAAUGGCCGUGGUGGAUACCCAGGGCCGCGUGUUUGGAGUGCAGGGGCUGCGGGUAGUCGACGCUUCAAUUUUCCCUCUUCUGCCUCCGGGUCACCCGCAGGCUACAAUUUAUGCCUUGGCCGAGAAAUUAGCCUGCGAUAUCACCAGACAGUGUGCCGAGUAG